Messenger RNA from Entelurus aequoreus (snake pipefish), 2700 nucleotides. RefSeq names its product BCL2 apoptosis regulator b (gene bcl2b). The transcript has 2 exons. The coding region runs from base 387 to 1079 and encodes 230 amino acids. Gene Ontology annotation, molecular function: protein heterodimerization activity; protein homodimerization activity. NCBI's taxonomy places the organism in Eukaryota, Metazoa, Chordata, Actinopteri, Syngnathiformes, Syngnathidae. The record is from RefSeq and is a predicted model, not a curated record. Gene Ontology annotation, cellular component: mitochondrial outer membrane. Gene Ontology annotation, biological process: intrinsic apoptotic signaling pathway in response to DNA damage; negative regulation of intrinsic apoptotic signaling pathway; extrinsic apoptotic signaling pathway in absence of ligand.
GGCUCCUGAGGAAGUGGACUCCCAGUCCGAUCGCGUCUGGCUCUUACGCCGACGGUUUGCGGCGUUGCAACUUUGCGCCCCAAUUCCACCUCCAAACCCUCCCCACACCUCUUCUUCCACGUCUGGGUGAUGCGUACCGGGAAUAGAUCCGCACUCUCUCCAGCCUCUUCCGCGUAUUGGAUUUACAGGCGAACCUGGGCGCUGAAGGCAGCGUUUUGGGGGACUUUUACGACCUGCUCCUGCGUGGGAUUUCGGCGUUGAGUGGGUUCGGUUUCGAUGCAGCCCACUUUUGGACGAGGCCGUGCAGAGAAGCGCGCACACGGACGCACCAUGCAUUCGGUUUAAGAGCCCAUCUGAUCCAGUCCAAAGUGCCAAAUUAAGCCCAGAUGGCGAACGAGUGUAACCGCACCAUCGUGGAAAAUUACAUCUGCCAUAAACUCUCCAAACGCGGCUACGAGUGGGGGUUCGGCGCCUCCCGGGAGGACGAUGCUGCUAGUAACGGGCCACUAGUUGCCCCCUCGCCGACUUUGGUGCACCGGUGCCGCGAAGCCAGCGCCGGGCCCGACGGCGACGGCAACCAGAGCCUCUGCAAGCGAAGCCCCGGUUCGGAGCCCGAGCAGCUCGCCGCCAUCCACCGGGUCCUCCGCGAGGCCGGGGACGAACUUGAAAGACUUUACCAGCCGGACUUCACCGAGAUGUCGCGGCAGCUUUAUCUGUCCUCCACCACGGCCCAGCGGAGGUUCGCCGAGGUGAUUGACGAACUGUUCCGGGACGGCGUCAACUGGGGCCGGAUCAUCGCUUUCUUCGAGUUCGGGGGCACCGUGUGCGUGGAGUGCGCCACCAAGGAGGAGAUGACGUCGCAGGUGGACAACAUCGCCGAGUGGAUGACGGAGUAUUUGAACGCAUCCCUCAACAGCUGGAUACAAGACAACGGGGGCUGGGAUGCCUUUGUGGAACUCUACGACCGUCAGAGGGAAUCGGUGUUCAGCUGCUCCUGGCCCUCCAUCAAGACCGUCUUUGGCCUAGCUGCUCUGGGGGCGGCGAGCCUCACCAUCGGCGCGUACCUGACACAGAAGUGACCUUUUUUUGGCUUUCAUUUCACUUUAUUUUAAAAACACUUCUCAUCCCCAAUCCGGACUCUGCCCUCAUGCCCAGAAUAACAAGACACUUAAUAAAUGGCGACGUUGUAGCAUGAGCCUUCCUUGUGUUAGCAUAGACCGUAGUUGCAUGUGUCAUAUGGGAGCUGACACGAUGGUGGCGCCAGGCGCCAGCCCCCCGCACCACUCGCCCCUGGAGAAGAAGCAGCCUUGCCCCUGCUUGUUGGGCUGGUGGACCCUUUUGAACUUUGGGCUCCGGUUACCAGCCUUCUGUACCCCCCCCCCCCCAUGCACCCGUACUGCCAUCCAUCAAAGGACUUCCUGUGAAGAACAGCUGCUCAGAAUGAAUAAUGGACCAGCAUGGUGUGUGUACGUACAUGUGUGUUUGAUAGUGUGCAGUGUAUGGACUCAAGUAUUGGCACGCCUGGCAAUCGCACAUCCAAAUACAAAGAACCUCUCAAAAUUAAACACAAUAAUGUAAAAUGUCACCUUAACUAACUUUAAGUAAUAUUAUUAACCGAUCGAAUCCCAUCACGUGACAUCACGUCCGGCUAGAAACUUGGUACAACCACUUGGCGGGAAAACGGGCGCAUUUAUAGAGUACUGCCUGUGAGUACUUUUGUAAAUUUCCAUGCCAACAAAGCGAGCAUGCCUGAUAGAAAGCACUCCAAACCAAGGCCUCACUUUUCAAAUUGCGCUAGCUCGAUGCUAAUUUACACUGAAUUUGCCAUAGACAUGUCACCAAUUAGCAUUAGCGAAUUUACAUGGCGGUUUCAACACCUUCAAAUUUGGCAAUGAAAACUACAACGAAGAAGCAUGUUACAAUCAAAUAGCCGCUGUAUAAUAAGUAGUAUAUUUUCAGUAUAAACACUUUGUAGGGCUCAAUACAAGAAAAGACUGGCACAUUCAACUGAACCGGACUACGGCAACAUACCUAGGACAAACUGAAAUUAAUGCAUACUUGCAAAUGAGACUCAGAAUUGUAAGGAAACAUGACAGAACACAUUAUCUUGAUCAGCUCAGUAUUAAAUAAAUUAUUAUUGUAAAAAUAUAGUAUUGUAAAUAUUUAUGCGACUUGUCCACGGAGUACCCUGCCUUCCGGCCAAACACAGAUGGGAUAGGUCCCAGCCACCCCUGCAACCCUGAGAGGGACAAGCGGUAAAAAAUGGAUGGAUGGAUGGUUUCAACACAUUCAAAUUUGGCAAUGAAAACUACAACUAAGAAGCACAUUACAAUAAAAUAGCUGGUGUAUAAUUAGUAGUAUAUUUACAGUAUAAACACUUUGUAGGGCUCAAUACAAGACAAGACUGGCACAUCCAACUGAACGGCAAAGACUACUUCCUGACUACGGCAACACACCUAGGACAAACUGAAAUUAAUGCAUACUUGCAAAUGAGACUCAGAAUUGUGAGAAAACAGGAUAGAACACAUUAUCGUGAUCAGCUCAGUGUUCAAUAAACUAUUGUACCAGUAUACAUAUAAUAUUGUAAAUAUUUAUGCGACUUGUACCCCGCCUUCCGCCCAAAUGGUAGGUUCCAGCCACCCCUGCAACCCUGAGAGGGACAAGCGGUAAAAAAUGGAUGGAUGGAUUAUAUAUAUAUAU